Molecule: messenger RNA, 1093 nt
Organism: Macrobrachium nipponense
Lineage: Eukaryota; Metazoa; Arthropoda; Malacostraca; Decapoda; Palaemonidae
Product: U6 snRNA-associated Sm-like protein LSm2
Exons: 5
Coding region: 173-490 (105 amino acids)
Biological process (GO): mRNA splicing, via spliceosome
Cellular component (GO): Lsm1-7-Pat1 complex; catalytic step 2 spliceosome; precatalytic spliceosome
Molecular function (GO): RNA binding
Source: RefSeq, a predicted model, not a curated record
GUUGAACCGGGAGACAGGCGGGAGUCGAUUAAUCACGCCGUACAUACAUUACAAGUAUUUAAACUGUUAAGGAGACAAUGGUAUGAGAUGGCCUCCACUUCUUGUCAACUAUCUUUAGAGGAAAUUGAUGAUAUUCUAUUUGGAUCUGACUCAGAAUUAGGGUCAGAUAUUGAUGAACCUACAUCAGAUGAUGAUUAUGAUGAUGUUAUUUUACUCCUUCUUCAAGUCCCUCAUCGGGAAGGAUGUUGUAGUGGAGCUGAAAAAUGAUCUUAGCAUAUGUGGAACCUUGCACUCUGUAGACCAAUACCUGAAUAUCAAGUUGACAGAUAUAAAUGUAACGGAUACCGAAAAAUAUCCACACAUGCUCUCUGUGAAGAACUGCUUCAUUCGUGGGUCUGUUGUUCGCUACGUUCAGUUACCUGUUGAUGAAGUAGACACUCAGCUCUUACAAGAUGCAGCAAGAAGAGAAGCUCAGCAACAGCGACAAUAAAAUAAAAUAAUUUGUUUUAAUUUUUUUGCUUUAAUUUUCCACAUUAAUUAAAUGCAGUUAUUUAAGUUUAUGCAUUAUUAAAUAAUGCAUUUUAUUUAGUUCCUUUUAUUUUUUGGUUGUGUAAGUCAUGAUGUUUGCAUAUCAUCUGUUUCAGUAUUUUCAUCUUUAACUUUAAGCCUUUUCAUUUAGUAUUCAAGGAUUCAUUCUUUUAUACCUUCUUAGACAAGGUUUUGAUGAAAUUUAUAUACAUGGAUACUAUUAUAAAAAUAAAGAAACAGUUGGCUUUGAAAUAUUUUUGAUUGUGUUGAAGCAAAAUUUCUGUAAUAUCAAGUGGCACCCAUUGACAAUGCUAAUGUCCUGAAUUUACAGACAGUGAAACUCAAGAUAUUGGUAGGAGAAUAAAAAUGUAGAAAUAGAGAUACAGUAAUAGCGUAGACAGAUAAUUUAUUAAUCAUUUUUACAUGAUGUUUCCAUGUAAUAGAUAGAGUACCAUGAUUUUGAGUUGUAAAGGAAUUUAUAUUUUUUGUGGAUUAAAGUGAUUAGUCUACAGUAAAUUAAUGUCAAAAUGUAUUGUACGUACUUUAUUAAAUAAUUCUUAAUAAA